GGCAUGCACAGUGGCUGCAGACUCCAUAACGCAUGCGCAGUUUAAUUCACAGAGGCCCUUCCGGUUUUCGCACCGAUGUCAUGCGAGACGUUGUCUUCAUGUUUGUCGCGACUGGCGGAGGCCGCGGAGGACCCGGUAGCUUUGGGCCGAGCCCUGAGUGAGCUGCGGAGCCGUCACGUGACCAGGGCCGGAGGGGCGGGGCUGUUCCGCAGAAGAGGGGGUCUCACGCUGCUGCUGGAGCUGCUGACGGUGCCCGCGAGGGCAGUGUAUCUGGGAAGUUCGCGCCGAAACCUAGAGCUCGCGCUUAGUCUACUGGCCAAUAGCUGCACGGAAUCGGGGAGCCGCGUGCAGGUGCGGGAGCUCGGGGGGAUUCCGGCCCUGGUCAGUAUCCUGCAGUCUGUGUGUGUAGCCUCCAUAUGGAAUAGGGUCUCCCGGGCUCUGGGAAAUUUGGCGUUGGACCCACAGAACAGUGUAAUCAUUCAUGAUUCCGGUGCAGUCUCCACGUUGGUACAAAUCUUACAAAGCUCUCAAGAUGCUGGGUGUCUGCACAGCUGCCUGCGAGCCCUCCGUAUCCUGGGGGAUUCCGCCUCACACAGACUUUCUAUCUGUCAGCAGGGUGGACUGGCCCCUUGUGUUCCAAUGCUUACAUCUCCAGACUCCAACUUGGUGUGUGCGGCUGUACGUGCUGUGUGUGAGCUGAGCCGCGGGUGUUCCCUGGACUGUGCAGAGCAGCUGAGUCCUGUUGUACCAACCUUGGUGGCACUAGCCAGCGGAGAGGAAGUAAAAGUUGCCGUGCGUCAGGCUACACUUGGUACUCUUUGCAAUCUUUGUAACCAAGGAGCUUUACGGCCUAUCCUUGGUAAUGCGGGCACAAUCCAUCUCCUUAUAGCAGAAGCCAAAGCGUUACAGGAUGCUCCUACACGCUGCCUUCCACUGCUGAGAGCCCUGUGUCUUUGCUGCCGUGAAGCACUCAAUCGUAUCCGGGUGCGGGAGCUUGGAGGAUUAGAAAUACUUCUAGAUCUGCUGCAUAAUCCCCAAUAUCAGUCUUUUCACCACAGAAUUACUGUAGCAUUUCUGUACUUUUGUCAUGACAUUGCUGCCCUGGCCUUGCUAGGUGCUGGAGGCCUGGCCACCCUGUUAGCUGAAAGGUUAGAGGAGAUGGCUUUGACUGCUGAAGAUAGGAGAGACAUGCAAAGUUGGAGGAUGGCAGAAGAUGGACAAGAGGAGAGAGAUUCUGCCUCUUUCGAUUUCCCUACAGAACCAACAAAGAAAAGAGAAGUGGGUGGCACAGCAGAUGAAAGCCUGAGGUGAGGAGGAAUGGUCCUG
Messenger RNA from Pseudophryne corroboree (corroboree frog), 1326 nucleotides. It is a transcript of the gene ARMC5, whose product is annotated as armadillo repeat containing 5. The transcript is spliced from 4 exons. Gene Ontology annotation, cellular component: cytosol. NCBI's taxonomy places the organism in Eukaryota, Metazoa, Chordata, Amphibia, Anura, Myobatrachidae. Gene Ontology annotation, biological process: anatomical structure morphogenesis. The coding region runs from base 76 to 1311 and encodes 411 amino acids. Gene Ontology annotation, molecular function: protein binding. The record is from RefSeq and is a predicted model, not a curated record.